AGGAUUUAAAUCCUUUAUCAGAUGCGUGUUCUGUAAAUAUGGGACCUGGCGGCGAGCUGGGAUCCCCUGAAACCAGAGCGGGCGGCCCUCAGAAGCACCCCGCUCCUCGCCUGCCUCCCUGCUGGGGGUGAGGCUCUCUCUCGGGCCCUGUAGGCCCCUCCACGCCGGAGCCCUUGGCAGCGCUGGCCUUGCCUGGGCCGCCCGCCCCCGAUCAGAGGUAUCGUGUGCCCCAAGGCCAGCAGGUGGUCCUCCUGUGGAGGACGCUGUCUGCCUGCACAGGAGAGGUCACGUGGGAGGCCUGGCCAGUGAGCCCCCACCAGCCCUGGGUGCCGCUCUGGCGACACUCGUGCCCGCGUGCUUAUGCAACCUUUGAUAAGACACUUGUGACGCCAUAAUCCACCCUAAGCGGGGCUCAGCUCCGCCCUCUAGACCAGCCCGCUGGAGACCUGGUGCGUGGCAGUGGGGCCUAGAGUGAGGGGUCACCCAGGCCUCUGAUGUCCCCUCCGUCAUAGCUGGGCUGACCCAUGGUGACUCCACUCUUGUGUGCGGUGUGGGGGCGAGGUAUGAACAAGUGAGGACUUUGGGGACCCAGACCCUGAGUAGGCCGUGAGCUAGAGCACCCCCAUGUGCCCGGGCCCCAGCCAGUCUAGAGGUGGACGGAGGCCAGGAUGAGGUCCCUGCUUGGUCCUCAGCGACUGGCUGGCAGGUGUGGAUCGGGAGAGGGGAGAGGUGAGAGGUGAGAGUCCGCCUCUCUGGAGCCCUCCAGGAAAUGACCCCUGGGGCUGGUGGGGGACCUUGGGUGAUUGUGCAGGACAGUGAACGAUGGGGGCUGUAUUUCCAGAGCCAAGUGCAUCUGCUGCCCCACGGCCCCUCGGCUAAGCCCACUGGUGGGCUGGGCUAUGAAGCCUGGCCUCCUGGGGCUGGGAUUCCUGUGCUGGGAGCUGGGCGGCAGGCAUGGCCUUGAAGUGCGUCCUGCUGGGCCAGGUCCUGCUACUCCUCUGGGUGUCCGUGGCUGGGGCUGAGGUUCUGCUGCAGCCAGAUUUUGAUGCCAAGAAGUUCUCAGGCGUCUGGUACGUGGUCUCCGUGGUCUCCGACUGCAAGGUCUUCCUGGGCAAGAAGGACCACCUGCUGAUGCCCACUAGGACCAUCGAGGCCAUGGCGGGUGGCAACCUCAGUGUCCACAUGCAGUUCCCUCGGGCUGACGGCUGUCACCUGCUGGACGCCGAGUACCUGAGGGCGGGCUCCGAGGGCCACUUCAGAGUUCCAGCCCUGGGCUACCUGGACGUGUGCAUCGCGGACACAGACUACAGCUCGUUCGCUGUGGUCUACAUCUACAAGGAACUGGAGGGAGCCCUCAGCACCAUGGUGCAGCUCUACAACCGGACCCAGGAAGCAAGUCCCCAAGCUGUGAAGACCUUCCGGGACUUCUACCCCACAGUGGGGCUUGAGGAUGACAUGAUGGUCAUGGUGCCCAAGUCAGAUGCGUGCUCCUCUGGGGACAAGGAAGCUCCCUGACACCUGUGGAGACCCACCUCGGCCCUUCGCAGGGCCAGCUGGAGCAGCAGACCUUGUCGUCCCGAGUUGUCCGGACCCACCGUCCUCCUGGGUCACCCCCUCCUCCCCAACCCUGGGCCUCCCUCUUCCCCUCAAUAAACAUAUUCUGCAGUC
Lutra lutra (Eurasian river otter) is the source of this 1668-nucleotide messenger RNA. RefSeq names its product lipocalin 15 (gene LCN15). The record is from RefSeq and is a predicted model, not a curated record. Gene Ontology annotation, molecular function: small molecule binding. The transcript has 7 exons. Bases 955 to 1515 code for a protein of 186 amino acids. Lineage: Eukaryota; Metazoa; Chordata; Mammalia; Carnivora; Mustelidae.